CCAUAAAUCCAUACUCAUAAUUCAUCUCCCUCCCUUCUGCAAAACAAAGAAGCCCAUUUUUUGGCUUUUAAUACUUCUCUCACUCUCAUACACAUACACACACAAACUGUGUCUGUCUCUCUCUCUCUCUUUGAUUGUUAAUGAAUAUCCAUUGGGUCCAAACCUGUGGAUAAUAACCCAAAAAAGAGACUCUUUUUAUGAUAUAAAAAACAGUUUUUUUUGUGUGUGUGUGUGUGUUAAGAUCAUGAUUCUUCAUGGGGUCUGAGGGAUUCUGAAUUUUCUGAGCUUUUCUUGGGUGUUGAGUUCUGAGUAAAAAUCUUGCUUUUCUUCCUCAUGCAAGCAAAACAUCUUACUUUUUGCAUUGUCUUUUUACUCUCUUUUUUUUUUCUUUGUAGUUUUUGAGGGUGGUUGUGGGGUUGAUAUAGUACACUACUAGUCCUAGUAUACUCUUUUUUUUGUUUCAUUUUUACCUUGUUCUUUAUUGUUAAAGGAAAAAAGAGGUCCUCUUUUAGGACUGUUUGCUGGCCUUUGAUUAACAUUGUUUGGGGAGAAAGAGGAAAAACCAAUGAUUUGUUUUGAGUUUUUCUCCACAUUUGGUAUUUUCUGAGAGAACUUAAAUAGUUGAAACUUAUAAAGGAUCCAUCUUUUUAAUUUGUAUCAGACAGACAAUCUUGAAAUGCCACUAUUAAUUUUAAUAGGAAAUUCCAACAAAACAUUUGCAUAGAGGAAGCUGCAGUUGUGGAAGUUUGGCACAAGUUCUCAAAGUUGGUUACUUAUCUUCUUUCUCUUCUACUGGUGAUAUAAUGUUGCCGAGUUUCCACAGAAUCUGUUGAUGUAAUCUGCACUUGUUUUCAGCAAAAAGUAUAGAGCUGUGAACUGUUGAUGAUCUAUCAAAAUUAAAUUGUCGUGGAAGAACCUUUAAAGCGUCAGCAGCUAUUCUUAGCACGUUCACUUCAGAUUGUUGUUCCAUAGUAAAAGCUGAAGUAAUGUGCAACUGGAUUUGCCACUAGAAAUGGCGGAACCUCAUACUAUUAUAGACGAAAAUUUUCUUCAUACAGCCAGUAUUCCCAUUAGUUUCCCCGAUAGAGUUGGUCUGAACAAUCAAAACCACGUUAUGGACGGACAAAACCACAUCAUGGAUGGACAUGAAAUUCCUAUUCCUUUUAUGCUGCAAGGAGAAGCCAUAAACAGUUCUCAAGAUUUUCUAAGUCUACCAAAUUUUCCUCGAGCUGUUGACACCGGAGCAAUCCACAGUGUGCUACCAAUGAGAAACAGAAUAAAGGAGUUUUCGCUGAGUACUUCAUAUCCAAUCAAUAACGCUUACACAGAGGAUCAGUAUAUGGAGGGAAUACCGAUUUCUGCUGUGUCUCUUGCAAAUCUUUUGGCUACUAGGAACGCUAUGCCCGAGAAUCAUGAAAAUUUAGCGGCAUUGGCUUCCUUAUCACAUCCUGUAGAAGGUCAUAAAACUGAUGUUCUAGACUAUCCUACCAUGUUAAAUCAUUCGUUUGGAUCCUAUAGAAACUAUGAGUUUGAUGGUGUCCCGGAAAUUGCUGGGACAAUUGUAGGACGAACAGGAUCCCAACCUUUCCAAUUAUCUCAUGAGAAUGUGAAUUCAAACACAUGGUUCUCAUCAGAAACUGCUAGUAUGAAUUCCGACAGUCCCUCUGGAUCCUCCUCCAGAUUUAGCAAUGAGCUUUCUUUAAGUCUUACAUCAACACAAUCUGGUGUUGCAUGUGGGACUACUAUCCGGGACCAAUGCUCGGAUAUAAGCUGCUCCGGUGUCACCAACCAUGCUUUCCCUCAAAGACGGUUUGAUUCAGAGUUAACGUCUUGCAACAGCAGAAAUCUGUCUUUAAACUUUGGCUCAUACAAACCAGUCCACCUUUCGCAAUUCUUAACCGGAUCAAGAUAUCUUCGUGUGAUGCAAGAAAUACUUUCUGAAAUGGCUCAUUUGUCACUUCAAAAUCAUAACUUGGUAGGCUAUAGAGGAAAUGGGGCAGAAUACGGUGCUAACACUUCUUUUACUUUGAGUUCUGAUGAUUUGCCUGAUGAAGACCGUAGAAUCAUUGGUCAAAUGAACUCUGAAGCAAAGAAAAAACAUCUGGUGGCUUUGUUGCAAGUGGUUGAUGAUCAAUACAACCAAUGCUUGGAUGAGAUUCAUAUGGUUAUAUCCGCGUUUCAUGCUGUGACCGAGUUGAAUCCUAGCAUACAUGCUCGUUUCGCCCUUCAAACUAUUUCCUCUUUGUACAAAAACCUGAGGGAGAGAAUAAGCAAUUACAUACUCGCAAUGGGAGAACAUUUUAAUAGAGGAGGAGAAAGGGGAGUAGAGAAAUCAUUUGAAACAUCGUUCAUUCAAAAGCAAUGGGCACUUCAGCAACUAAAAAGGAAAGAUCAUCAGUUAUGGAGACCACAGAGAGGCUUGCCGGAAAGAUCUGUCUCAGUUUUAAGAGCAUGGAUGUUUCAAAACUUUCUUCACCCAUAUCCAAAGGAUGCAGAGAAGCAAUUGCUAGCAGUAAAAAGUGGAUUGACUAGGAGCCAGGUAUCUAAUUGGUUUAUAAAUGCUCGAGUUCGUCUCUGGAAACCAAUGAUAGAGGAAAUGUAUGCUGAGAUGAAUAGAAGGAAAAUUCGUACCGGAAAUCAUGAAGAUGAAACCAACAAUCGAAGAAAUCACAAAAUUGACAAUCGUUUAUUUACUAUGAAGUGACAUUAUUAAUAAAUAUAUAUAUAUAAAUUAAUAUAUACUAGUACUAGUUUAGUAGAAGAUCUUCAUCAUCUAAUAGUAGAGAAGAUAAUUUGCACAAAAAUUGCGCAAUUGUACAUCUGCUGUAUCUAAGACUAGAUUUUGUAUGCUAUGCUAAAUAUGGUUUAUAUUUAUAUUAUUCAUAUCUCUUUUCUGUG
Molecule: messenger RNA, 2898 nt
Organism: Nicotiana tabacum (common tobacco)
Lineage: Eukaryota; Viridiplantae; Streptophyta; Magnoliopsida; Solanales; Solanaceae
Product: homeobox protein ATH1
Biological process (GO): regulation of DNA-templated transcription
Molecular function (GO): DNA binding
Source: RefSeq, a predicted model, not a curated record